Messenger RNA from Theobroma cacao (cacao), 1316 nucleotides. The record is from RefSeq and is a predicted model, not a curated record. NCBI's taxonomy places the organism in Eukaryota, Viridiplantae, Streptophyta, Magnoliopsida, Malvales, Malvaceae.
AUAAUUUAAAAGUUUUUGACCAAUCAUAAGUUGACAGCGCCGAUGUUAAUUACCUAAACGAAAGAAAAUUAGGAAAGUGAAACCGACUCGUACGACUCCUUCCAAAAGGUAUAUAUAUCUAAGCUAUGGUGAAGUUGUAGAAGAAAAUAGCUUAUGGUUUGCUGAAAACAGUUUGUUUAAUUGCUUCCUUCCUUCUUUCCUUGGGUUGGUUUUCAUCAACAACCAUGGAUUAUGCAGUAGUGAAAGGAGUAACAAGGGGUGGUUCAACCCUGGAGUGGAUCAAUGUCAAGACUCUCGGCGAGGGUUCCUAUGGGGUUGUUCACUUGGUGAAACCAAUCAAACCUGAUCUUGAUCCAAUUUUUGCCGUAAAAUCUUGUCCUUGCCAGGACUCCCUUUCACUCCAGAAGGAACAACGAAUCCUUCGACGACUUGUUGGCUGCCCAUAUAUUGUUCAAUGCUUUGGUGAUACAUUGAGCAUUGAUGAAGAAGGGGAGGUGGUUUACAACUUGUUUCUUGAAUAUGCUCCUCGUGGAGAUCUUUUCGACUUAAUAACCAAACGAUAUUGGGGCAAGAUACCGGAAUGUAAUGCCAGGUUCUAUGCGAGGAUGCUGGUUCUAGGGCUUCGGAAUAUUCAUGAGAGAGGCUAUGUUCACUGUGAUCUCAAGCCAGAAAACAUCCUUGUUUUUCCUUUUGAUCUCAAUGGUUUGAUUAAUGGUCUAAAAAUUGCUGAUUUUGGCCUGGCUAAGCAACCUGGAGAAAGAGUAGAUGGGCCACCUGGGAAGGUAAAUUUUCCAGGUACAGCGGUUAACAUGCCACCAGAAUCAGUUGAGAAUGUGAAAAUCAGUGCUUCAUUAGAUAUAUGGUCACUAGGGUGCGUUGUUCUCCAGAUGAUUACUGGAGAACCACCAUGGGAAUAUGAGAACCUGACGGAUCUGGCGAUCAAGCUUUUUCAUUCCAGGAAUCCACCAAAAAUCCCAGAAAACAUGUCAAGCGCAGGAAAAGAUUUCUUGAUGAAGUGUUUUGCAAGGAAUCCUAGUGAAAGGUGGACUGCUGCUAUGCUGUUAAACCAUCCAUAUCUCCUUCCAGACUUGCCAUCUCAAACAAACUUUCUUCACCGUGCUCAAGCUGGUAGUCAUCUUCCUUCGAUGAAACAUCAAACGAUGCAACUUAACUAGUGGAAAGAAAUCAGAGAAAUGAAGUAACGAGCUUCUCUUGAAAUGUAUCUUCAACUCUUUCCUAUUGUAAAUGGGCCAAAACCAACUUUCACAUGUAUGAUAUAAAACUUCAUUUGGAAUGAACUUAUCCUGAAAUUUCAA